GUUUCCUCUAUGGCAAGGUCUGCAGAGGAGAAAAACCCCAGAAGCUUGUCUUGGAAAAAGUUAGUCUCGAUCCGUCUGCCUUGAGUCUGUUUGGAGUCGGUGGAUAUUUUAAACCAUUUUAUGGAGGAACUAUGGCACACAAUGACACUCAUCCACUUUGGGAGAUAUUUAAUUCAUUUAAUCGCAGUGAUGUGCUGCUGGCCUUUUGCCUAUCAAUGCUGGUAGGACUACUCCUUGGUGCCUUGGUGUAUGUCCUGCUGACAUGGGCAUCUCGUCGAAAAGCCACAGCGAAAAUUACUCGGCGACGUAAAAAGAAGUCUGGUUCUUCCUCACAUUCGUCCCACCCCAUGAGCUCUCAGAUGGGUCUCUACAGAAGCACCUUUCUCAGUGUGUACAGGCAGCCCUCUCUGGAACCUGUGGGUCCUCUGGGGUCUAAACCCAGUCCAGAAACCUCCACAUUCAGGCCUCUGCCCAAGAAGAACCGUCCAAGUCUGGACAUGGGGGAGGACACUAAAGUGCUGGAGGACAUGGCGUCCAACUCAGACUCCUCUUCUCCGGUCCCAAACAAGAGACACUCUUUUUGGCUGGGCAGUAAUGGACUCAAAGGAUUCUUCCCUUUACAGUCGUCCCCACCUGCUUAUGACAGUGUGAUCCAUGCCUUUGAAGAGACUUGCACUUAAUAUGCUCUUUCAAGAUAGAUUAUUACGGGUAGAGCUGGGCUUCUUAAUUACAAGAGGAUACUCUUUCAGCUUACGAUGGUUCACACUAUUUGAAAAACCAAAGCAAGCACUUGUGCUCUGUUGUCACACACAGCAUUAAAAUAACACACAAAAAACUAUUUUCUGAUCAAUUGUUAAUCGGAUCCACAUUUUGCAUUUUAUCACCUUUAAUAACUGACUAGCAGUGAAAUGUAUCAAGGCUUUCGAAACUUGGGUUUGAAAUGGACCAGUACAAUUCUUGCCAAAUUAGAUGUUGGAGCUGGUACAAUGGACACUUUCGUACCAUUUUGUAUGGAAUAUGUACAUAAUAUAAAUAACUAUAUAAUAUAUGAAUAAAUGUAACCUGCUCAACAUUUUCGUUCCAUCACUUAAUAGCCCAUUUCAUAGUAUUUAAAUCAUGUGACAAUUUGCAUAAUUACCUUGGCAUGUAGGCCUAUAGCCAAUUAUGGCACAGAAUGAUACCAUAGGUCUCUCAUCCAUCACAUCAAGGUCUUAUGUGAGCGAGAGAGAGAGGGUCACUAACUUGUUCUCUAACCCGGGGUGUGCUUGUGAGGUUGCCAGUAUCAAAGAAAGCCCCUUUGAGGUUCAGCUUUAUUGAUUAUUUACUAAGCGGUUAGAGGCCAGUCAAAUCAUCCCAUUAUUAUAAGUGGACCCUAGAGACAUCCCUGUGAGACCUAUCAUCCAAUUUAAUUUGAUGGUGCUUUUAUCUUUUGCAUUUAAACUCUCGGUAACUGUAUCCUGCUACCUCGCUUAUGGCAACCCGUUUUUAAAGACACACGCUCAAAGUGCGCCAGCGGACAAGCGCCUGGCAACACGACCGCACCGUUUACGCACUGCCACCUCGGAUUGACGUGAGGGCUCUAGCGCGGUCAG
Boleophthalmus pectinirostris (great blue-spotted mudskipper) is the source of this 1592-nucleotide messenger RNA. It is a transcript of the gene myct1b, whose product is annotated as myc target 1b. Lineage: Eukaryota; Metazoa; Chordata; Actinopteri; Gobiiformes; Gobiidae. The record is from RefSeq and is a predicted model, not a curated record. Gene Ontology annotation, cellular component: nucleoplasm. The transcript is spliced from 2 exons. Bases 132 to 680 code for a protein of 182 amino acids.